GAUGAGCACUACCAGCGCCGCGGCGGUGACACAACGUUUGGCACCGAAACGACAAACCCUGGAUGAGGCAUAUGCGCCACCGGCAAAUUUCCUGGAAAUUGAAGUGAUCAAUCCCAUCACACAUGGAGUUGGAAAAACACGUUACACUGACUAUGAAAUUAGACUACGAACGAAUUUGCCUGUGUUUAAGAACAAAGAAUCGAGUGUGCGCCGUCGUUAUUCUGAUUUCGAGUGGCUACGAUGUGAACUAGAGCGUGACAGUAAGGUAUGCUUG
Molecule: messenger RNA, 274 nt
Organism: Gongylonema pulchrum
Lineage: Eukaryota; Metazoa; Nematoda; Chromadorea; Rhabditida; Gongylonematidae
Source: the annotation of a GenBank genome assembly